Messenger RNA from Penicillium samsonianum, 774 nucleotides. RefSeq lists its product as uncharacterized. The record is from RefSeq and is a predicted model, not a curated record. Gene Ontology annotation, cellular component: lipid droplet; endoplasmic reticulum. The annotation marks the transcript as partial. Lineage: Eukaryota; Fungi; Ascomycota; Eurotiomycetes; Eurotiales; Aspergillaceae. Gene Ontology annotation, biological process: phosphatidic acid biosynthetic process; triglyceride catabolic process. Gene Ontology annotation, molecular function: triacylglycerol lipase activity; acylglycerone-phosphate reductase (NADP+) activity. The transcript has 8 exons.
GCGGCGAGGGGGGGAAUUGGACAUGCUUUGGCACUUGACUUCAAGAAUCAAGGACACAUGGUCUACACCACUCUUCUCGCCCAUGAGCCACGGGACCAUUUGACCGAUCUCGGAAUACACUCGUUCACGGCGGAUGUUACGAAGGACAGUGACAUUGAGCAGUUGAAGGAGACCAUUUCAAGCUUGACAGAUGGCAGCCUGAAUGUGCUUGUUAAUAAUGCAGGAAUAUGUUAUACGAUGACCGCAAUCGAUACAGAUGUGAAAGAGGUAGAGAAGAUGUUUGGUGUCAAUGUUUUCGGACCGAUGCGAAUGGUCCGCAUCUUCCACCCUCUACUUAUCAAAGCCAGGGGGAAGAUUGUCAACAUUGGCAGCGUGGGCGCUAGCUACAAUGCCACCAAGGCCGCUCUCCAUCACUGGGGCAACACUUUAAGAGUCGAGAUGAAGCCGCUCGGCGUUGAAGUAGUUAAUGUUAUCUCCGGAGAAGUGGGCACAAACAUCUUGAAACGGGAUAACAAUCGCAAACUACCAGAGGACUCGUUUUACGGCCCGCUCGAGAAGGAGUUCGUGAACCAUGUCACAAGAACACCUCGCACUACUACACCCGCGGAGUAUGCCCGGUCCGUCGUCUCUGAAGUGAUGAAGCAACACUCGACUGCUUGGUUCUGGACAGGAGCCAGCUCGGGGAUUGUAAGAUUUGGGGAGCAAUUUUUUCCUCGCACGCUUUGGGACUGGAUAUUUACUCGACAAUUCAAGUUGAACAAGCUCAGCAAGUGA